GGUACCGCACCCGUCGGGUUCCAGUAUUCAGUCUGCUCUGAGCGCCCGUGGCGUUCGGUUGGUUGACGAUCGUUCGGGGUUUCGUUCACAUGUGCGCCCUCCGAACCCCCGUACGAUUCGCGGCUGCUCGGAUUCAGGGGAAAAGUCGGGGAAUUUCUUUUUUAAUUUAACUUCCACGUUCGAAUUUCGAUGGAAUGUACAGAAGUUUAUCGUCGAUUGUUACUCAAGAGACAUAAAGAAGAAGAAAAAAACUAAAUAAACAAUUUCAUUAUACGCCCAAUGUAACGCGGUAUUGUUGAUCCUGGUUUUCGUUGUUCGGUAAAACCGUUAUUAUUAUCAUCGUCGUCGUCGUCGUCGAUCGUCGAAAUUCAUUUCGAUGUACGGGGAUGGAAAAAAAAAACUUAAUUGAUCGAUCGAACGAAUCGAGGAGAUCGAUAAAGAUACUUGAAAAUUAAUCUACCGAUCGGCUGUAAUGAGAUGUUCGAAGACCAAGUGGUUCGAGGGUGAAAAAAACAACAAAAAAAACCAAAAAACAAAAAAAACUUAAAUAAUCAUUCACAGAGACGUGAGAACGUCGACCGUACGUGUUUUUUUUUUUUUCCCCCAGUUACACAAUUAAAAUUCCUCGUCGUCAGAUAUAUAAAUCGUAUUGCAGUUGUACCGUGUGAUUUUAUUAAUUGGUUUUAAUCGAAGUUCCGUUUUCGUUUCGUUGCAAACGAUAGUUCUUGUGUCGACUCGGUGUGAGGAGGAAGGCGACUCGUAACUAUACGUGAACUGUACGGCGAGCUACGAAUUUUUUUGAUCCUGCGGGAAUAUUCUACAUCGCUUGUGAUAUAGUUCGGACGUCGGACUGCACCGGAAAAUAGAGAGAAGAAGUGAACUGAAAAUAUAGAAAAUCGCGAGGCAUUAAAAGUGGGAAGGAGAAAGGAGCGGGGAACGGCGUGAAAGGAGGAAGAAGAGAGAGAAGCGAAAGAAACAAAAAAAAACCGUAAAUUUGGCAAGGGAAAAAAGUGAGAGACGAGAAAGUAAUGGAGUCGCUUAGUAUGCUAAUGAGAACUGCAGUAGGGGACGAUUGUACGAAGACCUUUAAUGAACGAAAUUCUACGCGAAAAUGUAAAAAAUAGAAAACAACAAAAUAAAUUAUAUAAGUGAUGAUAAAAAUCACGCGGGUAUACAGGUAUAACUUUUCGCGAGAUUGACGCUCUUCCUGGGGUACAACCGAGAAUAUACAAUAUGAAAUUAACUCGAAUAUGAAUUGAAAAUUAUUUAAACAACGCGAGUGAUUGAAAACGUGCGGUGUAUUAUGAAAAUUUCAACGAGGCGAUGUUUCGAAAUCCAAAGAGUAAAUUUUCGGGAUAGUUUUUUCUUUGAAACCGGUCUCCAAGUUAUUUAUUCGUACUUCCCGUUCCUCCCGGUGCGGAUUUUAAAAUAAAUUAUCGUCGGUCGAAGUGAUUGAUUGACUGUACAGACCGAAAGUUGAGGAACGAAAAGAGUGAUCAUUAGGCAAAUAAUAUAAACAAAAUGUUCGGUACUAAGUUCCGGUCUUGGAUGGAAGCUCACAUAGUGCGACCGAGGAAAAAAAAGGAUCGAAAAAAAGGUGACAAAGGAUUCGAUUCGAAUUGCAAUUCUCCAAGCAGUCACAGCGCCAAUAGAUCUCCCGCUCCACAUCAGGUAUAUCCAGUGGAAGCUCCGUCGAAAAAUUUGGAUACGAUUAAUCUUCACGCUUCUGGAUAUACGACGGUUACAACGUCGUCGGGAACAUCGGGAGGAACCGGAAGUGUGCAUCUUUCGUCACCCGAAAGUGCUUACAGCACGGGAUAUUCUACAGAUGGUACAUCACCUGGAGCGAGUUAUCCACCUGAAUAUUAUAUUAACAUUAGAACUGGGACGCAUUAUUUUCAAAGUAACAAAACUGCUGCUACCGCUGCUGCUGCUGCUGCUGCUGCUGCUGCUGCUGCUGCCGGAGGAGGGGAGAAAACAGGCGACGUCGUUAUCGAACCAACUAUUACUGCUAUUAAAAAAGCGCAAGUCAAUAACGGAAAAUUAACUAAUUGCAACGAGAAAUUACUAAUCGAUAAAAGCGCAAACGGAAUUACUAUGAAUAAUUCUAAUGCUUCACCGCGAGGGAAUAGGGAUCGCAGAGAACCGAGGACUACAAGCACCCCGAAUAAGAACUCUGAGGGGUGUUCGACGGGAAACCAGCAGCAGAGGCCUCAGCAAAAACUAGUGCAGACGCACAGAAGGACGGAAUCGUGUUCGAUAGACGCUGCAAGAAUUUCGAAUUUCCUCCCCGUACCAACUUCGAUUCCUCCACCUUUGGUACCGUCACCUCCUCUACAAUCACCGAGACAACGUUCUCGCAUUCGUACCAAUCCGUGGCUCUCCGCCAAUUCUUCGGGCUCCAGUACCAACGGAGUUAAGUCCAGAUUGGCCAUCGACGAAUCUAGUAGUAGCUCAGGAUUAAAGUUAACCGAAUCUUCCGGCAGCGCCAGCGACGUCAACGUUAAUAUCAACGUUAAUCUUACUAGAAAUUUCGAUUGUCGACCCGGAAGCCUCAGCGCCGGUAGAAGUCCGAUAAAUCAGAAUUGGAGAAUUUCACCGCGGGUUGAGCUUCGUUCGAAGGUUCCAAUUCCGGUGGCACGGUGCAGCAGCAGUUCUUCGGGUUCGUCCUUGACGCGUAGCCUUCGUUCUUCGGACGAUGACAUAACGCUGAACGAGAUGAUGGGGAAAUUCGAUGAGAGUUACGUGUACGAAAAAGAGACCGAUAUUUUAUCCGACAGCGAUCCGACCGACUGCGAAGAUUACAUAGACUCUUUAUCGGACAUAGACACCGGCCAAGACGGAGGCGAUGAAAACGAACCGUUCGAAAAUGACGAUUUCGAUUUCAUUGAUAACGGGUCUCUGCUGGAUAUCGAUAAACUGGAUCCUCAUGCGGCUGCUCUCCGAAACACUGGACAUUGUACCUAUUUUACUUUUACGAGCGAAUUAAGUCGCAAGGGUACGAGACUCCGAGAGUCAUUUUUGAAGCGUAGAACCGCUACGAAGGAUAAUCAGGAGAACGGUACAAGAUCCAGCGUUAGGAGUAGUUCGAAGCGACAGAGUACACGGUUGCGAAAAACUGAUGAAAAAUCAACGGGGGAAAAGAGAAAGAAGAGAAUAUCUCAGAGGCGGAAAGCAACGUAUGAUAAAUGCGACGACGAGACAGCGAACAUGAACCGAGUUUUGGUUGAAAGAAUGUUAUUGAAAAAUUCGGGUUUUAAUCAAGGGAGCAGAAGCGUUGGGGGAACGCCAAUAUGCCUGAGGAGGAAGAAACAGAUCCACGACGUCAACAAAAAUCUGUCCCCGUUAAAACUCCAGGAAAAUUCUCUGCAGGUCAGAUCGGCUGUUAUUACGGAAAAUGAGAUAUUGAAACGGAGAUCGAACUCUGUGAGUUACGUGAAUGGGAAUAUGGUGAGAAGUCACGUAGCUGGACGUACUUAUAUGACUGCAUUUGCAUCGGAAAUAGCGUUGAUGGAAGCGGACAAGGAGGCGGACCGAAAGUACAAGGAGCUGAUUCUUGAGGCGGAAAAUAUUUUAGUUAACAUGAAGAAUAAUUCAUCCCCCGUUCUACCCUCGCCGAGAAAGAUCCAUAACGGCCUCGCUAACAAAAGAGUAGAACUCAUUAAAAACACGGAAUUAAAUAUAGAACUCGCCCUCUCGAAGAGUAGGAAUUCACAACCGGAAUUGCAGAGCGGAAGUAUCAAGGACCUCGAGCACACGAGUCCGAAAAGGCAGUUCUCACAGCCUUGUUGUUCACCCAUAAGAAAGUUCAUGGAGCGAAAUUCCCCUAACGGCAUGAUUAUCAAGGAAAAUCUGUACAAACAGGAGCUAGCAAAAUGUCCAAAUUCACCGAUGAUAAUCAGAAGGACUCCUCAGAGUUCGCCGAGCAGAAGCGUAGUCCAAAGUAGGCUGCAAAUCACCGAGAGGGAGGUAAGAGAGGAUAAGAAGGAUCAAGUUCAAACGCAGAAUUGCAACGGCGUUACAUCGCCGAGAUUAUCGGAGAGAUCUGCUGGCUCGAUUACUUACGCAAGUGGGAAUCAGGCGAACGUCUUUACGCCAAAAGGAAAGAAAAAAUCAAUCGUUUGCAGAAAGGAUCUAGUCUCUUCCUCGAGGAUCGUCAGAGACGAGGGGCUCACAUCCAGCUCGUCAGACUCCGACGAGAGGUGCGAUGUCAGGCAAAAACCACCGCUGCUGACUUUCAGAUCCGUGGACAUCGGACCCACCCGCGAAGCAUCCUCGUACUGUCCUCAAAGUGAACCAGUUAAGCGAAAAGUCUACGCGGGUAGUGCAACUUACGGUCGUAUACAGAAAUCGUUGGGAGAACACAACGCUGCAUUUAGAAAUUCGGACGGCGAUACAGCAACCGAUGAUACUGAUGAUUCCAAACGUUCGCUGAGAGAAAAAGUUACCCAACUCCGUCAGGAACGCCUAGCAGCUGAAGCUAACAUGAACGCUCAAGAUACGCAGUUAUUUCAGCAUCAGUUAUCGCAAUUGCGAAGACAGAUGCUGGUGCAGACUAUCGAAGGACUGAAACGCAGUUUGGAGGACCAGUCAGCGACUCUGAAACAAACGUGUUUGGAAGCUACUGCACUCGAUAAUGGAAUGAAUUGAGUAGGUUCGCGUGGGUCAUCUGCAACACCGUCGAAGGAGGAAAUGGACUUGUCUUCAAACCGAAGCUUGCCCUUUUCGGUCGGGUCUCCGUCUACUCGAACAUCCUUUCUGCCCCUAGAUUGGCGCAUACAAGCCUGGGUAGCACGCUGCAAGUUUCCCAUGCCGAGUAAGUAGAAUCUGCUCUUGAACAGGGUAUAAAUGACUCAACCAGAAGAAAGAACGACAUCUGCACCGCAGCCGACCAGAAGUGAAUUGUGAUUUCUCUGCGAGGAGGAGUUUCGUCGCUAGCAAUCAACGCCAAACAUAUCAACCGUUUUUGCAGUUGCAGAGAUAAUUACGAGCAGCGGGUUUGAGACUAAACAUUUUCAACAAAGGAAGCCUAACUUAAUCGGUUUAAAAAUCUAUCAAAAUGGUUUAAUGAAAGCCAACGUGCCUAUUUCAUGACCUAGUUUUUCACUCUUUCACCUCACAUUUGAUCCGGAAAUUCAUAAAGAUAAAAAAAAAUGUACGAAAGAAAAAGAGAAAAGCCGGAUAGGAACAACACUGCCUAUCUCAUGCCAGUUCGUCUCACCAGUUCGACGAUGAGUUUCGCGAGUUGUCCUCGUAUAAGGGGUGUUAGGUAUAUUUUAUCUGUACAGUUAAUUUGAUAAGUUUUAAUUGCGUUUCAAUCGAGAUCUUCCUUCAUUUUUUACUAAUUGAAAUUACUCGUAAUUUGUAGUUUAGGAAUUUCUUUAACGUACUACACCUACUCGCCAUACAUACAUGGGGAUCAGGCCUGUUACUCAAACGCUGCUUGUAGAAAUAUGAGAAGGAGAAAAAAAAAUCACAGCAAUUUCAAAAAUUGAAAGCAGAAAUAUAAUGGAACAUUUUAGCAGUCAGCACAGAAAUAAAAUAUAAUUCUCAAGUUAUGUGAUGCGGUUAUCAAACAAACCCAGUUGUAUUAACAUCAGGUUUGUUCGAUGGAUGAUUACUAGAACAACAUGGGAAUCUUGCAUGGUAAAAUUCCAAAUAUAUCAGCAUCGUUGAUGAUUAGAUGGGCAAAAAUUUUAUUUCAAACUACAAACACAGGGUAAAACUGUUUUGCGAAAUACAAUAUUAUGUACACCAAUCGGAAAAUAGAUUUAUUUUAAAUGCCAUCAUUUAACGAACCAGCCACUCCUCUGUUGUGCAUAACAAUAAAAUCGGUUUGUAUUCGAUCAAAAGCCUGGCAUAGAUACGAUGAUUUUUAAAUGUAUACUCUGGACAGCCUAACGUUGUCUACGGAACUGUAUAAUAAAAUGCAGUCGAUGAAGUAGUGUUAUAGGUAGAUAUAUUCAAUGAUAGAAAUUAGAAAACAUGAGUAGAGCAAGCAUCUCCCUAAUUUAUACCAAAGAUAGAUGUUUAGAAAAAAACUAGGAAAAUUUUUUGACUAACAAUAAGUUAGAAAUGAAACUAUACCCAUACUAGUAAAUCAAUAUUGUGUGAUUAGAAUAUCCGAGGUAAUUACUCAUAGAAAUAUCCAGCGUAGAUAUUAUAAUUAUGGAAAAAGUUAGUUUGUACAGUGUUGCAAUAAUUGUUUGACAUAUCCUUUUCAUCUCGCUUUUCAUUUUUACUAGUCAGUUUAUCAUACCUGACUAAAUCGUAAUACCUAUUUUCGAAAUGGUAUAUUAUUGAAUGGCUGACAUUUUAUUAAUGGGGUAAUAACUUCCAUGUUGUUUUUAUACAAAAAAAUCCGUCUAAACGAUUAAGUAAAUUGCUCUUGCAAGAGCUUUGGAUACUUAAUUUAUUGUUAUACUAGAUUCGAAUUAAUUCUUUGAAGUUUAUCUCAGUUUUAGUUAUUAUAUCGUCAGAUAGAACAUGUUCCCUUGAUAUAAAAACCACAGCAAUAUUGUACAGCACUGAUAUCGUUAAUUGCAUAGCAUGAAAUAUAAAAGAAAAAACGAUGUGACGGCUUCAGUAAAAUGAUAAUCAAAGCAACAAAAAGAAAGCAUAAAUGUCACGGCGUUAUAUGUAGUUAUAUUCGAUUAUUUGAUCAAUAUUUUAACAGUGGAUAAUACACGGGCUUCAACCGACUUAACGUUUUAAUACGAAUUCAGCCAUAGUGAUAUUUUCAUGAGUAUAGACUGAUGAGUUAUCGAUUCGUCGUUAAAUUAUAAUCGGUUGCAUUAGUUAUUCGUACGUGAUUUAUUUUUUAAGUGACACAGUGACUGACAAGAUCAUUUAAAUGAGUACCAAGCUAUUUAUUCGUUAGAUAUUAGAAAUGAUAAUAGAAAAACACGAAAAGUAAAUAAAUAAAAACAAUGUCCAGAUUACUACAGUAAAUACGAUUUAACUAUAUACUCGCAUAUUACAAUAAUAGCGAAUUAGUAUGAUAGGAUAGAAAAGAGAAAUUAUGAUUUCAAAGUUUUUAUGGUUUCUUUUUAAAUGCAAUGUAAAUAAUUAGUUCAUCACAAUUAGUUAUUAAUCAUAUGUUCUCUCUUUAAUUGUAAGUCAAUUAUUUAUAAUAACGGUAAUAUCACAACUAUCAGCCACUGAUUUCCAACAAAUUUCGUAACAUUCCAACGUGUCCAAUUUGGAAAGUUUGAGUCUACUAAGAAUAAACUUGAUAUCAAUAAUCGGGUAGUUGCGGUGAUACCUCCUUUGAGUUGGUACUACAUCGAUACUUCAUCAAACAAGAGCAACACGAUUGGUGGGACAAAUAUGACAAAAAUAAAAUUAAAGAAAUCAAUGAUAUUGUUGAAAACAAUUCUAUGCGUAUAAUAUACUUAAGGAUCCAUUUGUAUAAGUGAACAGUUUUUUUGUAUAUGAUUAUAAAUAAAUUAUAUUAUGUCGUUGGAUA
Athalia rosae (coleseed sawfly) is the source of this 7468-nucleotide messenger RNA. RefSeq lists its product as uncharacterized. The record is from RefSeq and is a predicted model, not a curated record. NCBI's taxonomy places the organism in Eukaryota, Metazoa, Arthropoda, Insecta, Hymenoptera, Athaliidae. The coding region runs from base 1522 to 4650 and encodes 1042 amino acids. The transcript has 7 exons.